Messenger RNA from Lasiodiplodia theobromae, 702 nucleotides. Its product is annotated as Expansin-like protein 1. NCBI's taxonomy places the organism in Eukaryota, Fungi, Ascomycota, Dothideomycetes, Botryosphaeriales, Botryosphaeriaceae. The transcript has a single exon. The coding region runs from base 1 to 702 and encodes 233 amino acids. The record is from RefSeq and is a predicted model, not a curated record.
AUGAAGGUCAACACCCCCACCAUUGGCGCUGUCGCCGCCACCCUCCUCAGCCACACCGUCCUCGCCAACCCCAUCCCCGGCACUUCGCCCAACCCGCUCGCCCGCCGCUCCAACAGCGGCGAGGCCACCUUCUACGGCGGCAACCUGAACGGCGGCAUGUGCUCCUUCAGUGGCUACACCCUCCCGUCCGGCAUCUACGGCACCGCGCUGUCCGACUCCAACUGGGCGACGGCAGGCAACUGCGGCGCCUGCGUGAAGGUCACGCGGGGCACCACCAGCCUCACGGCCAUGGUGGUCGACCAAUGCCCGGGCUGCGGCACCAACCACCUCGAUCUGUUCCAGGACGCGUUCUUGAAUCUGGGCACCGCGACCGAGGGCAUCAUCCCCGUGACCUGGGACUACGUCAAGUGCGGCAUCACGACGCCGAUUACGCUCAAGAACAAGGAGGGCACGAGCGCGUACUGGUUCAGCAUGCAGGUCAUGAAUGCGAACGAGAGGGUCAAGAGCCUGCAGGUCAGCACGGAUGGCGGCAGCACGUGGAAGGAUACCACGAGGACCGAGUACAACUACUUUGAGAACUCGUCGGGCUUUGGGACGGAUACGGUGGCCAUCAAGGUGACGGGCGUCAGUGGCGCGACCAUCAUUACCAAGGAUGUGAAGGUCAGCGGAGGUGUGACGAAGCAGGCUGCAUCCAACUUUUGA